UACUGACAUGCGCAGUGGGCCUAUCCGGGUUUCGAUGACGUCAGCCACGUGACUGCAUUAAUCAGUCUUUCAGUUGAGGUUGACACGAAAGCCAAGAUCGGGGAAAUCUAGCGGCUCGUCUUCACCUACGUCUACAAUUCAUUGCCGAAUAAGAACUGAACAUGGCAAAACUUGGAUUUGCUGAGAAUUUCGCUCUUAGUGGAGCAGCUGCUAUCAUAUCCAAGACAGCCGCAGCUCCAAUUGAACGAGUAAAGCUGCUGGUUCAAAAUCAAGAUGAAAUGUUGAAGAGUGGUAGGCUGAAGGAGCCUUACAAGGGUGUGAUUGACUGCACAAUGAAGACCUUCAAGUCCGAGGGUGUCUUACCAUUCUGGCGUGGCAACUUGGCUAACUGCAUCAGAUAUUUCCCAACCCAGGCUCUCAACUUUGCUUUCAAAGAUCAGAUCAAAAUCAUGUUUAAAUCUAGUAAGGCAGAUAGUUACACUUUGAAGUUUACCAAGAAUGUGGCAUCAGGCGGUGUUGCUGGAGCUUUGUCCCUGUGCUUUGUCUAUUCCCUCGAUUAUUGCCGAACCCGUUUAGCUAAUGAUGCCAAGAGCAGCAAAAAGGGUGGUGAGCGCCAGUUCAACGGUAUGGUCGACGUCUACCGCAAAACAAUAGCAUCUGAUGGUGUUGCCGGACUUUACAGAGGUUUUGUGAUCUCUUGUGUUGGAAUCGUUGUCUACAGAGGGUGCUAUUUCGGUUUCUAUGACACCUUGAAACCAAUCGUCAUUGGUGACGAUGCCAGUCUCUUAAUGUCCUUCGCACUUGGAUAUAUUGUAACCAUCAGUGCUGGUCUUGUCUCUUAUCCUAUUGAUACAAUCAGGAGAAGAAUGAUGAUGACAUCCGGUGAAGCAGUCAAAUAUAGUGGAUCCAUUGACUGUACGAUGAAGAUCGUCAAAUCAGAAGGAUUUAUGUCAUUGAUGAAGGGUGCUGGUGCUAACAUCCUCAGAGGUGUUGCUGGAGCUGGUGUCUUGUCAGGGUUUGAUAAAUUCAAAGAACUGUAUGUGGCUUUCCGUUUGGGCAGAUCAUCCUAAUAUAAUCUGUUGGUUAGGAGGCAAAGUGAAAUAAGAAUUUGGUAGAUAAAAUUUUUCAAAGUUUUAGACAGUAAUGCUGUGACUUUCAAAAGAACCUGGUUUGACUGUAUGGAAAUUGACCAGCCUGGGGCUCAGUUGUUAAGACCAAGUUAUUGAGCACAAACUUCACCUAUUACCUGUAUUUUAAAGUACCUUUUGAAGAUGGACCCGACUUGUCGCAGUUAAUUAAUAAACAAAAUUAACUCGUUA
Molecule: messenger RNA, 1319 nt
Organism: Octopus sinensis (East Asian common octopus)
Lineage: Eukaryota; Metazoa; Mollusca; Cephalopoda; Octopoda; Octopodidae
Product: ADP,ATP carrier protein 3, mitochondrial
Exons: 2
Coding region: 162-1070 (302 amino acids)
Biological process (GO): mitochondrial ADP transmembrane transport; mitochondrial ATP transmembrane transport
Cellular component (GO): mitochondrial inner membrane
Molecular function (GO): ATP:ADP antiporter activity
Source: RefSeq, a predicted model, not a curated record